GCGAGUGAAUUGCGUUGCGUUGAAGAAAUUGACUGCGGAAAUAUGAAGAAGCCAGUAUCCGUAAUUUUUUUACUUGUGUUUUUAUUGAGUGGCCGUGUUUUUGCUGGCAAUCCACCAUUUUCUACUGGUUAUAACGUUUCUGAUACUUGUCAAACACCUGUUUGUCAUAAUGUUGCUUCACGACUAUUGCAUGACAUGGAUCCAAAUGUUAAUCCUUGCGAUGACUUUUAUAAAUUUACCUGUGGACGUUAUUUAAAUUCUACUGUAUUAAUUGACAAUCUGAAUUACACAGAUAAAUUUACUGAAUUAAGAAGAAAGGUUUAUGAAAAUAUUACCAUGUUACUUGAACAAAAUAGUUCAAUAAAUGAGUUUAAAUAUUUGAAGCUUGCCAGGACUUUAUACAAUACAUGUAAAAAUAAAAAAAAUACUAUAUGGAAAUUUAAGAAAGCUAUUAAAAACUGGCCUGUCCUUAGAAGAUCUCAAUGGAAUAAACGGUCACUUCGAUUUAAUAAAACCACAUUCAAAGUUGGUAAUACAACACAAUGGAAAAAUUAUUUCUUUGAAUUUUACUCUGUUGGCGAUGGUAGUUUAAUCGUUUUGGAGCCGUAUAAAUCUACAUUACGUGAAGAAGAUUUAGUUCAAGUGCUUCAAAGUGAUUUUUUCGAUGUUGAACAACCAAACUACAUGAACUAUGGUGCUCUGGGCACUAUGAUAGGGCACGAAAUGACACAUGGUUUUGAUAUUAAUGGAAUGAAUUAUGAUUUAUACGUCCCAGAAGUUGGAUUAAAUGUAAAUGGAACUAUUACUCAAAGUGAAACCAUUGCAGAUAACAGUGGAAUAAAAGCUGCUUAUCGAGCUUAUGAAAGAUCAUUAAAUAAUGAUAAAAAACUUCCUGGUUUGAUGUACACUCCAAAACAGUUAUUUUGGAUAAGUUAUGCAAAUACACGGUGUGAAAUAUAUACAAAUGAAUUUUUAAAGAAUAAUUAUCUUUCUAAUGUACAUCCACCAUCUAAAUUUCGAGUAAUUGGUACAUUAUCUAAUAUGCCAGAGUUUACAAAAGAUUUUAGCUGUCCAUCUGGAUCCAACAUGAAUCCAACUAAAAAAUGUUCUGUUUGGUAA
Messenger RNA from Aphidius gifuensis, 1119 nucleotides. RefSeq names its product neprilysin-2-like. NCBI's taxonomy places the organism in Eukaryota, Metazoa, Arthropoda, Insecta, Hymenoptera, Braconidae. The record is from RefSeq and is a predicted model, not a curated record. Gene Ontology annotation, biological process: protein processing. The transcript is spliced from 6 exons. Bases 43 to 1119 code for a protein of 358 amino acids. Gene Ontology annotation, molecular function: metalloendopeptidase activity. Gene Ontology annotation, cellular component: plasma membrane.